GUCCCCGUGCAGGUGCGAGCGCCCGCGUGCAGCGCGGAUGGUGCCCCGCUAAGCGCGGCGCGCGCGCUGCCCGCCACCCCGAGCCAUGGUGAUCAUGUCGGAGUACACCUCGGUGCCCGCCGCCGGGCAGGGCCAGCAGCGGCCUCUGCGAGUCGGCUUCUACGACAUCGAGAGGACCUUGGGGAAAGGCAACUUCGCUGUGGUAAAACUGGCUAGGCACCGAGUCACCAAAACGCAGGUUGCAAUAAAAAUAAUAGACAAAACAAGGUUAGACCCAAGCAAUCUGGAGAAGAUUUAUAGAGAAGUUCAGAUAAUGAAGCUUUUGAAUCAUCCCCACAUUAUCAAGCUUUAUCAGGUUAUGGAGACAAAGGAUAUGCUUUACAUUGUUACUGAGUUUGCAAAGAAUGGAGAAAUGUUUGAUCAUCUAACCUCCAAUGGGCACUUAAGUGAAAGUGAAGCACGGAAGAAGUUCUGGCAGAUUCUUUCAGCAGUGGAAUAUUGUCACAGCCACCACAUAGUUCACAGGGAUCUCAAAACAGAAAACCUUCUGCUAGACGCUAACAUGAAUAUCAAGUUAGCAGACUUUGGCUUUGGAAACUUCUACAAGUCAGGAGAGCCCCUCUCCACGUGGUGUGGAAGCCCACCUUAUGCAGCUCCAGAAGUUUUUGAAGGCAAAGAAUAUGAAGGACCUCACCUUGAUAUAUGGAGCCUUGGAGUGGUGCUCUAUGUCCUUGUCUGUGGUUCUCUGCCUUUUGAUGGACCCAAUUUACCAACUCUGAGGCAAAGAGUGCUGGAGGGGCGGUUCCGCAUCCCUUACUUCAUGUCUGAAGACUGUGAAACACUAAUCCGAAGGAUGUUGGUUGUGGACCCAACCAAGCGAAUAACCAUUUCCCAAAUAAAGCAGCACAAAUGGAUGCAAGCUGACCCAUCUCUUCAACAGCAGCAGUCUUUGUCCUUCUCCAUGCAAAACUACAACUCUAACCUGGGUGACUACAACGAGCAGGUGCUUGGGAUCAUGCAAACGCUUGGCAUUGACAGACAGAGGACUGUUGAGUCUCUGCAAAACAGCAGCUACAAUCAUUUUGCUGCAAUUUAUUACCUGCUCUUGGAGCGCCUGAAGGAGUAUAGAAGCAGCCAGCUAUCAAGUCGUCCAGCAACUGGCCGUCAGCAAAGGCCAAGGAGCUCUGAAAUCAGCAAUGUUGAGAUGGCACAGGAGAGUCUCACUAGUGAAACCCUACGAUCAUCUUUGCUUUACCAGCAGCCCCAGAGCCUGAUUCAGCCAUCCUUGCAGACAGAAAUGGACUGUGACAUGAGCAAUCCAUUACAGCCUGUGUUCUUCCCUGUGGAUCCCAACUUCAAUGGGCUCUUCCGGAACCGCUCCAUCUCGCCCAAUAGCCUGCUGGAGACCACUAUUAGUGAAGAAGUAAGGCAAGAGAAGGAGCUGGAAGAUGAAAUUAAGGCAUAUGAGCAUCCCAUCCACAUCCCCAGCAACACCAGCAGAAGGCAUACGCUGGCUGAAGUGACCACUCAUUUCUAUCAGCAUGCCCCUCCAUGUAUAGUCAUUUCCUCUUCUGCAAGCCCCACAGAGGGAACUAGUUCAGACAGCUGCCUUACUUCAUCUUCAAAUGACAGCUCAGUGGCCCUGAGCAGCUGUUUGGCAGGUCAAGCAAUGACGGGGAGUCCCGCCACAGCUAGGAUGAUGUCACCCUUCCUAGCUUCCCAGUCUGAUGCUCCGGUGUUACAAGGCCAGGGCUGCAUGGGAGGUGCUUCUCUCCUGCCUAUCAGCUUCCAAGAAGGAAGGCGAGCAUCUGAUACCUCAUUAACUCAAGGCUUGAAGGCUUUUAGGCAGCAGCUGCGGAAGAACGCUCGAGCCAAGGGGUUUCUCGGCUUGAAUAAAAUCAAAGGCUUUGCUCGGCAGGUGUGUCAGUCCUCCUCAUCUCGGGCAGCAAGGAGUGCCAUGAGCCCUUUCCAACACACACAGCCGAACACCUGCAUGUACGGCAGCAGUGGGAGCAGCAGAGAGGGAAGAAGCCUUCUGGAGGAGGUGCUACAGCAGCAGAGAAUGCUUCAGCUCCAGCAUCACCAGCUACUCCAGACAGCUUGUCCCCAGACUUCUCAGACAGCUGCAACAAAUGGCAUCCCCUCCUCUGAUAGCUUAGGUACCUGCAAAGCAUCCAAUUCUCUUCUGUUGUCAGAGUUGCAAAGAGAAAACUCAUUUGAGCUGGCCUUUGGCAACAGCCAGCUGCUCCAACCUCAUUUCUUCGGUGUCAGCGUGUCACCGGUGUCCUCAGCAGCUCACCUUUUAGACACACACCUGUACAUCAGCAGCAAUGUUUCUCCAGUUGGCACCACCUUCUCUCAGCAGCAGAGUUUCUCUGCACAGUCUCCAAGCUAUGACGCUGUCACUCUGCGGCACGGGGAUUGCGAGAUGGAGGACCUGACUUCCAACCAGCUAGGGAAGUUCGUCCUGGUGAAAUGAGAGACCUGGCAGCUGCAGCUCCUGCUGCUCUUGUUGUGAAGAGCUUCCACCACCAUUCCAUGGUGCGUGUGGCUCCAUGGCUGGCUGACGUCGUGUGGACGAGUGACUCUCAGAAGCAAUAAAUUUUGAAGUAUGUGAAGAGGCUGUCUGGCUCAGAAAGCUGGCAACUUUAUAGAACUGAAACAAGCAAUAUGUAUGUCUUUUUGCUUCUUCUACUCUUGCACUGAACAAAUAUGAAUAGAAACUGAUUUUUUUUAAAGGAAGAAUAAUGGUGGGGAGGUUGGGUGGGGCAUUUGUGGGGACAGGGAGGGAUGUGGUUUGGGAAGAACUCUUCGGUACUGUACUCAAGUCAGACCAAUACAGCUCUGCUGUUAUGCAAGAUUAGCAGCUGUCGGUGGUGACACAGCAGGGAGAGGCUUUUCAAAGAAGGGACCAGAGCCUCCCUUUUUCACAAUAUUCAUUUAUGGGUUUGUGAAGAUGAUUACCUCUUUUAAAGAAAAUAAACAGAAAACCAGUGGCAUGCAGCAUUAUGAAUUCAUAGAAGACAAAAAUGGAAGCAUUGCCAUUUGUUGGGUGUUUUUUCCCCUCCUGUUAACACUCAUUUUAUUUAAAGGAACCAACAUCCCCAUUCCACACCUCCCAGAUACACAUACUGAAAAUGAAAACUGUGAAGUUCUUGCUUGAUGCAUCAGCUGGAAAAGCUUAAAAAGCCCUUCUGGUUAGUACAGAGGCAAGUAAUCUGCUGAAAAUGUAUCCCUUGAUAACAGGAUCCAAAUUGCAUAAUGUCUGGUCUCUUGCAGGGAUGUUUGUUUGGGGGUUGGGGGAUGCGUGUGUAUAUGCAUACACAAACACGCAUAUAUUUUAUCAGUCUGAAUGAUCUCUAGGAAUCUUUUUAUAAAUGCUAAGUUUAUUCAUAUUCUUGCAGAGCACUGAGGAGGAAGCCUUAGUACCAGUGGGGUGAUAGGAAGGGCUUUCUUUCUGAUAAGCCCUCCUGAAGGUUGCCUACCAAGUUGCCUGAGGGGUAUUUCUUAGUGCUGCACAUGGUUAUUUCCGCUGCUAAUUGUGUUUUUAUGCAUUUCAUUAUCAGGGUCCAAACAGAACUGACUCUUGGGGAAAUGUGCAAUAUUGAGGUUAUAAUUAUACACUGACAAAAACAAAAGGAAUAGGCUAGAACAGAAUUCCACUCUAACGGAGUACAGCUAUUUCUGAACAAAACUGUAUUAAAAGUGAGUAAUACAGCACAAUCUUUGGGUAUUUGGUUUUGGUUGGUUUGUUUUUGGCAUAUUAGCAAACUAAGGUUUUGGAUUAGAUAGGUGUGUUUUUUUUUUCCUAUGGUUUUUAAUGCUGUAUAUGUAUAUAAAUAGGAAGCAGAAAACUAUAUAACACUAGUUAUUUUUUAUAUUUUGUAAUAUGCUUACAUUGUGUUUCUGGUAUAAACCCCACUCCCCUUCCAAGGCAGGGUGCUUCGGUAUAAUGGGGAGAAGAGCCUGUGCUCCUACAGAAAUGAGGUGGGUAGGGCAUGCGAACUUGGGAAGCAGGUGAGCGAACAGCCACCCAGCUUGGCUGGAAGCUGCCAGCUGAAUGUCAGGAGAUAGGCACAUUCUGUCUGAAUGCUUAAAGGACCCAUCUUCCUAAGUGUGACACGGGGUGCCUUCAAGUUACCUUGGCUUCAUGCAACCUGUAGUAUUACGCAUUUGCAAGUCAUACAAUACCUGUUUUUUGUUUGGUUUGUUAUGAUUUUUGUUUGUUUUUUUUUGUUUGUUUUUUUUUUUAAGAAGAAAAAAGCCAAAGAUCGACCAGGUUAAUUGGUGGGAGUAGGAAGGCUUGAAGAUGUCAUGUGGCUCUGUCUGUGGCUCUCCAUAAACAACCUCUUUAUCUGUGUGUUGUACCUGUGUGUCUUUGCUGGUGCAUCUCCAGCUUGCUGCUGCUGCUGCAUGGUCUGGAAGCUUCAAAGUGCGAGAAAAUUGCUUGAUUUGGAUUUCUGUUAAUGAGUGGUGCCUUGCAGCAGAGAAAACACCAAAGUCUCAUGCUCAUUUUUAGUGUGGUUUAAAAAACAAAAAUAUAACCCAACCCAAAAAACAGAUUGCAUGGAGAUGGCUGGAGAGGAGGGCAAGAAGGAGCCAGCUCAUCACAAAGCAGCCACUUUGCCUUCAGUUUUGUAAGGGGUAGCACACAUACUUCAAACGCAGAAUUUCCUCUUCACUAUCUGUUUUGCUUAACGCCAUGGAUCAAAAGGCCACAGAUUCUUUUGUUUCCUGUCCUGAGCAAUGACAAGCACUUUACUUUCAUAGUAUUUUUUUUCGUUUUUCUUUUCCAAUUGCUGUAGAACCUCUUUGGAAUUAUUGCUGGAGCAGAAAGAGGUCAUUUUUAAAAGUUUGGGUUUUUUUUUGUAGAUACCUUGACAGUGCUGUUCUGCAGACUGCAAUGCAAUAGGGUAUUUAAAGACACUACAUGAUUGGUUUAAUUGAGAUGUAUAGUUUAUUUUUUAUCAUGACUGAACAAUCAUUUUAUUUCUUAUGUUAAAAUGAGAGGUGUACACCAAAAUGAUUAGUUGAUGUGUUUUAUUUAAUAUUUAAAUAAAAAAGGUUUUAAAAUUGUU
Molecule: messenger RNA, 5078 nt
Organism: Pezoporus occidentalis (night parrot)
Lineage: Eukaryota; Metazoa; Chordata; Aves; Psittaciformes; Psittacidae
Gene: SIK1
Product: salt inducible kinase 1
Exons: 13
Coding region: 86-2479 (797 amino acids)
Biological process (GO): protein phosphorylation; intracellular signal transduction
Cellular component (GO): cytoplasm
Molecular function (GO): protein serine/threonine kinase activity; ATP binding; magnesium ion binding
Source: RefSeq, a predicted model, not a curated record